AUGCAGAGCUUAAAGAUGGCAGACUACAUAGGCUCCGAAAUUCUUGUUACCGUCACCAAAGCUCGCAUGCUUGUAGGUACGCUGGUGGCCACCGAUUCGGAACUCAAUUUGUUAUUAGACAACGUCGAGGAGAUCAGUGCCAAUCGUUCUCGAAAACUGGGUCUCAUCAGCGUCCCACAAACAACAAUAGAAUCCAUACAGAUAAAGGCUACGCAGCUAGAGACUAUAAAAAAAUCGAAGUUUGCAUGGUCUGAGGACAUAAUAUGA
Molecule: messenger RNA, 267 nt
Organism: Lachancea meyersii CBS 8951
Lineage: Eukaryota; Fungi; Ascomycota; Saccharomycetes; Saccharomycetales; Saccharomycetaceae
Source: the annotation of a GenBank genome assembly